AUGGAUUUGUCGGAUUAUCAAAGGUAACUCUUCACUUUUCGCUAUUUAAAAUUUCAUUAUUCAUCUGUGCAGAGUUGUGCAAAAUAUCCGCCGUCCGAUUUUCAUGCAACAUUCGAAACGAAUCACAAUUCCUCUCAAUGAACUCGAUGAUUUGGCCACCGAUGUUUAUAAAUCAUUUCAAAACGGCCCAAUGCAUUCAUAUUAUGAACGAUUGACGCUGGAAAAUUUCGUCAAAAUGAUUCGGUAUUGCCUCAAAGUUCGAUUGAAUUAUGUUGCGCCGGUGCCGAAAAUUGAUAUUAGUAAUUAUGAUCACAUAAAAUUGCCCAAAAUAAUUGCUGAUGUUAUGAAUGUUUAUGGAGCAUUCAAAUCGAGUUUCGGACUUCAAUUUUUUCCAAUAGCAGGAGAAGAAGGAGACGAAGAUGAUGUUUGGGACAAAUAUUGUGAUCUUUUCAAUUUUCCAUCAGUGAAAACUUCUGGAUUCAGCAAAAAUCAUAAUGGAACUCCAGCAUGGAUGCUGAAAGUUUCGAUACAUACCGAUUUUUACUCGACCAUUAUCCGAUCACAGGUCAGCUUCCAACCGAUUGAUGCGUUUUUUGGCGCAUUGAUCUCUACAAAUCGUGAUUGUGUUGCGUUCGAGGGAAGAACAGAGUUCUCAUUUUAUACGACGAUUCCAAGCAGCGCCCGCAGACUUCGAUGUGGAUGUUAUUAAAUUCUUCUUGUUUUAUUAUUUUUAUUUGUUGGAAAUAAAUUUGUUGUUGAAAUUAAUUGCGUUUUGACAAGAAGAAAAAAUGAGGUCACGUUCGAAAUUUUAAGAUUUUUGGACUUUUUCAUUUUCGAAAAAUAUGGAGAGAUUUCAUAAAAGUGGUUGAACAGAAGAAACAUUUGGCGUACCAAACAUUUUUCCGACAAUUUUUGGUAAGCCAAAACACAGAGGGUAAUUCACUACCUCAAACCGCUAGACAUCAAAUUUUUCUAAAUAAUUUUCUGGUAGAUCAAAAAUAUUUCUCUCUAAAUCUCUCACUUUUGUGUUGAAUUUCGUCGUUUCUAGUCCCACCCCUAAGAUUGUGUCAGGUCUCAAAAAAUGCGGGAAAAUUUUCGGGUAAUAAAUUACACGCUGUGCAAAAUUUUUCUUCAGUCAAUUUCUCUGGUUUAAAAUUCAUAAAGUUCCUGAAAAUGAAUUUUAAAUCUAUGAACAAAGUUCUGAUGAAAAUUCAAAAUAUUUGAAUUUUUUCCAGGCGGUCCCCACUACUCCGAUUUCCUCGACGCCCUCUGGAUAGCUCAAAACGAGCGCGUCACCGAGUUAACCCAAGCCAACGCUCAAUCCUUCCUUCAAACCGAAUUGAACAGUCAAAUGACAAUGUUGCGAUUGUUGUGUGAUUUCGGCGACGCUGUCGCCACACAACAUCAACAUUUGAAUGUUUUGGAGUUGGAGGAACAAGUGGAAUAA
Messenger RNA from Caenorhabditis angaria, 1447 nucleotides. NCBI's taxonomy places the organism in Eukaryota, Metazoa, Nematoda, Chromadorea, Rhabditida, Rhabditidae. The record is from the annotation of a GenBank genome assembly.